AUGAAUUUACUGGUAACGGGCGGCAGCCGAGGCAUUGGCCGCGCGGCGUGCGUUCUCGCCGGCGCGCGAGGCUGGAAUGUUGGCGUAAAUUACACGCAGGAUGCCACCGCCGCAGACGCUACCGUCGAGGAAGUGCAGAAAGCCGGCGGAAAGGCCAUCACGUUGAAGUGCGACGUCACACAGGAAGACCAGGUGACGGAGAUGUUUCAGGAGUUCGAAAAGGCGUUCGGCCCUCUGACGGGUGUGGUCAUCAAUGCUGGAGUGACGGCCCGGGCACUUCCUCUGGCGGAAUUCGACACCGCUCGCAUAAAGAAAGUACUGGACACCAACAUCCUGGGCGCGUACCUCUGCGCACGCGAGGCGGCAAGGCGACUGGGUCAGAGCAAACAAGACAAUCGCAACAUCGUGUUUGUCUCCUCCGUCGCCUCGAGACUUGGAUCUCCGUUUGAGUAUGUUGACUAUGCUGGUUCUAAAGGAGCGAUGGACACCUUGACUAUCGGCUUGAGCAAGGAACUUGGACCGCAGAAAAUCCGUGUCAACAACGUGAGACCGGGAAUUAUUGCCACAGAUAUUCAUGAACAUUCCGGAGAUCCAGACCGGGUGAGUCGAUUGGGCAAUGCUUGCCCGCUUGGGCGACCAGGAGAGGCGAGCGAAGUUGGGGAAGCAAUCAUUUGGCUACUCAGCGACAAGGCUAGCUACGUUACCGGAGCCCUGCUUGAUGUGGCGGGUGGUCGGUGA
Molecule: messenger RNA, 738 nt
Organism: Neohortaea acidophila
Lineage: Eukaryota; Fungi; Ascomycota; Dothideomycetes; Mycosphaerellales; Teratosphaeriaceae
Exons: 2
Coding region: 1-738 (245 amino acids)
Molecular function (GO): oxidoreductase activity
Source: RefSeq, a predicted model, not a curated record